AUGGAGAUGACCAGCCCACCCAGUGAUGCAGUGUCCACUGCAUGGAACAGAAGUGACAAGAACCUCCCCCCACAUUUUGACUUAGAAAACAUGAUCCUGGAGAUACUAACAGUCAUCUUUGCCCUCAUAGGGAUGUCUGGGAAUAUAGUUGUGUUCUGUAUCCUAAGCUUCUGUGUCAACAGGAACACAAUCUCAGUCUACAUUCUCAACCUGGCCAUAUCGGACUUCCUUUUACUCAGCUGCCUCUUUAUACUCCACGUGUGGACAUUCAUUGGAAACUUUUACUACUGGGAAUAUAGAGCCCUCCUUAAUGUGGGGUUAUGUUUCUACAGCAUGGGCCUGUUCAUGCUCAGUGCCAUUAGCUUUGAGCGUUGCCUUGCAGUCCUGUUCCCUAUCUGGUACCACUGCCACCGCCCAACAUACAUGUCCACUGUUAUAUGUACCCUGUUCUGGGCUCUGUCCCUACUGUUUGCCAUUCUAACAUACAGUUGUCCCUUUAUACCUGGAAAUUAUCGUCUGUGUAUAGCAAUGAACUAUACCAUAGGCUCCAGCCUAAUCUUUGAUUUUGUGAUUCUCUGUGGGUCCAGACUGACCUUGCUGGUCAGGAUGCUCUGUAAAGCCAGGAGGUUGCAACUGACCAGGCUGUAUGUGACUAUCGGGCUCACAGUGCUGGUCUUCCUCUUCUGCGGCCUGCCUGUAGGCAUCUUGGGGGUUUUAAGCCCUAUAAUUGAUUUUGAAAUUGUGUUUUCAUCUUUUGGUGUCCUACAGCAGACUUCUUACUUUCUGUCUAGUAUCAACAGCAGUGCCAACCCAAUCAUUUACUUCUUUGUUGGUUCCUUUAGGCAGAAACAGCAACAGCAGCGGCAACCAUGGUCCCUGAAGUUCAUUUUCCAGAAGGCCUUGGAAGAUGUAGGUGAGAGGGAGAAAAGUGGAGACAGUCUUCCACAAGAAAAUGUGGAAGUGGUAGGGUCUCCUUAA
Messenger RNA from Octodon degus (degu), 978 nucleotides. RefSeq names its product mas-related G-protein coupled receptor member A6-like. Gene Ontology annotation, cellular component: membrane. The transcript has a single exon. Lineage: Eukaryota; Metazoa; Chordata; Mammalia; Rodentia; Octodontidae. Gene Ontology annotation, biological process: G protein-coupled receptor signaling pathway. Bases 1 to 978 code for a protein of 325 amino acids. Gene Ontology annotation, molecular function: G protein-coupled receptor activity. The record is from RefSeq and is a predicted model, not a curated record.